UCAAAAAAAAAAAAAAGUGUGUGUGUGUGUGUAGUAAUGUUUAUCAGUGAGGAGCGUUUCGCUCUUCGGGUGGCCAGUGCAGGCUGGCUGGCGGUCUGAAGCUUCUCUCCGGAGCAGGAUGUACCACUUUUGUGGCUACGCAUCUUCAGUUAAUCUCCACGGCUUCAAGUCUGUGUUUUACUUCCGGAUCCCACACUUACGACACCGGAAGCCGGAAGCGGGGGUUUCCACAGCCGAGAAGGGAAGGUUGAUCGUCUAACUAGGACUUUCUGGGAGCUCCGAUUCAGUCUGAGAGGUCGGAUCCCGCUGCUUCCGCCCUCUUCACUUCUGGCUAACUCUGCUGACAGAUACUGUCUUGUUGGAUGAGCAGGCACCUCUGGAAGAAUCAGUUGGGUGAGAUGGUGCAGCCCAGUGGUGGCCCAGCAGGGGACCAGGACAUGCAGGGUGAAGAAUCUUCUCUUGGGAAGCCGGCAAUGUUACAUUUGCCUUCAGAGCAGGGUACUCCUGAGACACUCCAGCGCUGCUUGGAAGAGAACCAAGAGCUCCGAGAUGCCAUCCGGCAGAACAAUCAGAUGCUGAGGGAACGCUGUGAGGAGCUGCUCCAUUUCCAGGUCAGCCAACGAGAAGAGAAGGAGUUCCUCAUGUGCAAAUUUCAGGAAGCCAGGAAGCUGGUGGAGAGACUGAGCUUGGACAAGCUUGACCUGCAGAGGCAGAAAGAACAGGCCUUAAAGGAUUUGGAGCACUUGAAGAAAUGCCAACAGCAGAUGGCUGAGGACAAGGCCUCUGUGAAAGCCCAGGUGACAUCAUUGCUGGGGGAACUCCAGGAGAGCCAGAGUCGCUUGGAGGCUGCCACCAAAGAACGACAAACUUUAGAGGGAAGGAUGCGAGCAGUUAGUGAGCAGGUUAGACAGCUGGAGAGUGAGCGGGAGGUACUGCAGCAACAGCACAGCGUGCAGGUGGACCAGCUGCGCAUGCAGAACCAGAGUGUGGAGGCUGCCCUGCGAAUGGAGCGCCAGGCUGCUUCAGAGGAGAAGCGGAAGCUGGCUCAGUUGCAGGCAGCCUAUCACCAGCUCUUUCAAGACUAUGACAGCCACAUCAAGAGCAGCAAGGGCAUGCAGCUGGAAGAUCUGAGGCAACAGCUUCAGCAAGCUGAGGAGGCCCUGGUAGCCAAACAGGAAUUGAUUGAUAAACUGAAAGAAGAGGCUGAGCAGCACAAGAUUGUGAUGGAGACUGUGCCAGUCCUAAAAGCCCAGGCGGAUAUCUACAAGGCUGACUUCCAAGCUGAGAGGCAUGCCCGGGAAAAGCUGGUGGAGAAGAAGGAGCUUUUGCAGGAGCAGCUGGAGCAGCUGCAGCGCGAGUUCAGCAAGCUGAAGUCUGGCUGCCAUGAGUCAGCCAGGAUUGAGGAUAUGAGGAAGCGGCAUGUAGAGACUUCCCAGCCCCCUUUACUUCCUGCUCCAGCUCACCACUCCUUUCAUCUGGCCCUGCCCAACCAGCGGAGAAGCCCUCCUGAGGAACCACCUGACUUCUGUUGUCCCAAGUGCCAGUAUCAGGCUCCUGAUAUGGACACUCUACAGAUACACGUCAUGGAGUGCAUAGAGUAGGAGCAGCCGAUGUAAGGCCGGCCACUUGUAAUACCGUGUCCUGAACUAUAUAACCUGUGCUUUCCUGUUUCGCCUACAUAGUCCACAAUUAAGGACUUAAUGUCAAAGAACUGGCCCCAGGACCUAGCAGGACCCUUGCUUUAGCCCUUUGGUCUGCUAGUUCCCCACUAGGGUAGACAGCCCCAGUUAGGGCUGUUUUUUCCCUUUUCUUCUGUGCCCGAGCCACUUGCCUCUGGUGGUUUCUUCCUCCCUCUUCUCCCAUUCUCAUAGGGAGUCUAGAAUGGAGGCCAGGGGCUCUCAGGGAGCACCCCUUCUCCAAGCAGGGCUGGGUGCAGCUCUUCUUCCCUCCAGCUGUUGCCUUUCUUGCCCUGAGCUGCAGGCUGUCCUCCCAGGGCAUGUGGCACUUAGGGCCAUAACAUGUGUUGCCUCUGAUGGACAUUUGAGAAGUCUUUUUGUUACCGUUAGUAAUGGUGUAGUGAAAGUACUUGUGCACUGAUCUGUGUGUGCCUUUAGGACAUGUGCUUAGACAUAGCAUUGCAGCCUUGCUGUGGAGGAGGUGGGUUGACCUUUGUGUUUCUGCCGUCUGCUAGACAUGCUGUUCUUUAUUAAAGAGGGUACUUAAGUGUCUUUUUCUGGGGUAUGUGGGCUCUUUUUAAUCCACUGAUAUAACUUGGAUUUUCAUAUUUUCUAUCCAUUUGUUGUUGUUGUUGUUGCAUCAUUGCCAUUUGUUCCUGGGCUUUGGGGAGCUCUUUGAUCAGCAGUCAGGUUAGCUUUUGUCUAUCACAGAAAAUGCACACCUUGUUUCACUUUGAUUGUGUUUAUAUUUUGGGGCCUAGAAGCUCUUUAUGUACUCACACCCAUUCUUUACUCUCAUAUUUUGGCUUUGGAGUUAUGACUGCUUUGUUGUUUGACAGAGGCUAUUUCACACGCAUGCUUUUUUUGUUCUAGCACCAGUGUGCUCUUGUCUUUGAGAAACACGUUGUUUUGUGUGAAUGGUGGUUUCCAUGCUUCAUCACACUCCAGGAGUUUGUGAUGGCAUGUUCACCAGCCCAAAUGUCCUGUCUUGGGAACCAUUUAGUAGUGACUGGCAGAUUGUGAACAAGGGAACUCUUCACUUGUUUUGCAAGGUUCUAGACAUUUUCUGGGAUCUUACAGUCAUUGGUAUUAGUCUUGCAAUUCUAGUAAAGGAAAGGAAGUUGGAGUUGAGAAAGCAAUAGAUGUGCCUUGCUGACUCCUCAGACCUGAAACCCUUUCUGUCCUCCCGCAAGCUUUCAUGGUUCUGAGUGAAAUCUGUAAAUCCAUUCCUGCCUGGGCUUUUUUUUAUUCACAGGGAUUCUUGCCAUUAAGAGUGGAAAGGCUGAGUAGAAUUAGGAUUUAAAAAAUAAGCCUGAGCUGGGGGCUUCUUCACAACUCUCAGGGGAUGGGGAAGAGAAUUUUCUAUUUCCUGAUUCCCAGGUAUCUAUCAGACAGAUCUUUAGGAAAAUGUUAAAGGAACAGACAUGUUCUUUGCUCAUGAGUCCUUCAUUUAAAUACCUAAUCUAAUUUUUCUUCAGUAGUACUACUGGUUUAAUUUGAUUCAGUUCAGUUUUGUGGUGGUAUAUGACUUUCUUAUAGCUGUUCUAAAAAUUCUCAGAGACUUGAAGCAGCAAAAAAAAAAAAAAUCACUCAUGUCUGGAAGUAGGAUGUUAAGUUUCUUCUGAGAAUCAAUUCCAGACUUUCUCUCAGCUCUUGGUGUUGCUUGGCUUAUAGACCCAUCACUCCAAUCUCUGGUUCUAGGGCCUCAUGGUCUCCUCUAUUUCUGCCUCUUAAGAACACCAAAUUAUAGAUGUGAGGGCUAUCUGGUAAUUAAGGAGGAUCUCCAGCUCAAGACCCUUACCUCACUACAUCUACCAAGACCCUUUCCCCAAAUAAAGUCAUAUUCUCAAGUUCUAGGGGUUUGGACUUAUACAACCCAGAGUAGGGAUAUCAUCAGAACCUGGGUAAAUGCAGCCCAAAGGCAGGUGCCUUUAAGCCUUGCAAUUCUGUUAGAGAGACUUGGUCUCUAGGGUGAUGGGACCACCAGGCUUCAGAAUUUGGAGGAGGUCAGGCUGUUAUAGGUGCUAUGCUACUAAGCAGGGCCAGUGGGUGUGACUGAGAAAGGCAGGUUGGCUGCCGCAGGAAAGAGCUGUUGGACUGCCUGCAGUGACUGUAUAGGCUUCAUGCUUCUUGGAUAAAUAGAGAUGCAUAGGUACAUUUCUGACCAGUACUUUAUCCUGAAAGGGGCUCAGAAAGCAAGUGUGACCCCGGUUGCACAGAAGGAUCACCCAGGAGCUUGAAAACAUUCUGGCUUGGGCUUCAUGGACUAGUCAAGACAAAAUCUGAGGGUGGCCACAAGCAAUGGUUGGGACCUAGUACCCUUCUCAGAAGGUGGGAGCCCUUGACACUUCCUUACCCUGAAGUAUGGUGUAUGAUUAACCACACAUUAGAUAUCAAGGAUUUGAGAUUCUACCAUCUUCCCUGACAUGGGACAUGUUUCUUUCUUUUCUGGAAUUACUUAACUAGACCUGGAAAAACUGGUUAUUAGUUCCCCCCCAAGGGAUUUAGCCUAUUUGGCUUUUAUGAGCUGUGGCCCCUGGCAGACAGCUUCUGGUUCCAGACAUCUAGAAGCAUGUCCUUCCCAGAAGUCCUUUUACUGUUACUUAUAUGUUCUUCCUGUUGGCCCAUGACCAAGAGAAAUCUAGAGAGUCAAUAAGACAGUGCAGAGUACUUCACUCACUGCAGUAACAAAUGAUAAGGAGUAGCUCAGCAGGAAUGCAGCCAUAGAUUGUAAGUAGAGAUGAUGUCAAAAUAGGAACAAUUUCAGCCCUGUGUGUGAGACACCUUCAGGCGUGGUGAGACCUUGCGGCAUUUCCCCUUUCGGGGGUGGGGGGGUGGGGUGUUUGAUGAGAUAGAACAAGCACUUUGGAAACAUCCUUAGCCCUCUUUGCCUGACAACUUGGUCCUCACAGUGACUACUUCAUUGGAGUGCCUCUCAUGGCACUGUUAUUUGUUACCACCAAAAGCUGUGAUGAAAUUGGCCAUAUACCUGAUGACACAGGCCUGCAUAGCUAGCAUCUUGAACAUUUUGUUACAUGGAACAUUCUCUGUAGUAUGGUAUAAAAAGGCCAGAGACUUAAAUUAUGUAUAAAAUGUAAAAUAAAGAAGACCUGCAAGCAUG
This is a messenger RNA of Peromyscus leucopus (white-footed mouse), 4797 nucleotides long. RefSeq names its product inhibitor of nuclear factor kappa B kinase regulatory subunit gamma (gene Ikbkg). Gene Ontology annotation, molecular function: K63-linked polyubiquitin modification-dependent protein binding. Gene Ontology annotation, biological process: positive regulation of canonical NF-kappaB signal transduction. The record is from RefSeq and is a predicted model, not a curated record. The transcript has 10 exons. Lineage: Eukaryota; Metazoa; Chordata; Mammalia; Rodentia; Cricetidae. The coding region runs from base 363 to 1601 and encodes 412 amino acids. Gene Ontology annotation, cellular component: IkappaB kinase complex; nucleus; cytoplasm.